AUGAUAUCACCUGUUGGGAUACGAAAUAAAUACUGGCUUAGCAUCGAUAAAACGGCUAUGGUUAUUAAAUGUGGAUGGGGUGAACCACGACCGUUGUUGACUGCUGUUAAGCUGGAUUCCAAGCAGCCACAACUACAAAGUUUACAAAAUAUCUAUCUAGGGUACACUGGUAAUGGUGCCGACCGAACACCAGUUGACGAACGUUCCAAUCAGAAUACCAUUACUGAUAUUCAACAACUCAUUAAAGAGAAACAUCUGACAAUCCGUGUGAUAAAAUCACUGGUCCCCAGUAAGGAACGAUCGCUCCGGCUCUUGCCACUGGGCGUCGAAUUUUGUCAUGAACACGAAAUACCAAGAGAUAUAUCAUGGGAAGUGGCUGAACUCUACAACAGUAUUGCGUAUUAUAAAGCAAUGAUUGAUCGUGCCUGCGAGCAGUUUCCACAGUUUAUCGAAACUAUUCGACGAAGCAUUUCACAUCCAAACGGUGCUUGCGGAAAAACUUUAGAUAAAAAAGCCAAGUUAAGUUCAUUUGGUCUCCCCGGCACAUAUUUACGAAUCACAUUCGGCGAACACUACGGUAAUUCACCGGGUCAUCGAUUUGUCCUAGAAAUCUGGCCGAAAGGUCACUUUAGUCCUAUUCAUCAACAUGCCGAUGCACACGGUGUCAUCAUGGUUUAUCACGGACAUAUUUUGAUUAGUCUCUACGCUGCACUUGAUCCUGCCAAUCAGAUUCCAUUCAAACAGCAAUUAUUCGGUCCCAACGAUAUUACCUACCUGACCCGUGAUCUGAACCAAACCCACAAGGUGGAAAAUUUUUCUCAUGACGUCUGUCUUACAAUGCAAUGUUACCAAUAUGAAGCUAAUGAUCAGGAACAUUACGGAAAUUUUCAGAUUAUUAAAAAUCACGAUUUAGAACAAACACAUCCUGCCAAUCCAAAAUCGGACAUGGAUUUCAAGGAUUUUCUGAAUCAAAUGCAUGAAGAGUGGAUUUCAACUUAUGCAAAGGAAGUUCGACUGUAA
This is a messenger RNA of Adineta steineri, 1020 nucleotides long. Lineage: Eukaryota; Metazoa; Rotifera; Eurotatoria; Adinetida; Adinetidae. The record is from the annotation of a GenBank genome assembly.